CAAAAAGAGGCUUAAUAAUGCCCGCCGGUGUAUCUUGGGGACAGUACCUUAAAUUCAUGGGCAGCGCCUUGCUGGCCAUGAUGGCCGGCUCACAGGCUGUGCAUAUGUACUAUAAGCCGCUGCAGGAUUUGCCAGUUUAUAUAGAAAAGGAGCAGCAUCAUUUACAUGAUGUUACGCAGACAAAGGCCAAGAGUUAGUUUUGGUUAUAAAUUCAAAAUACGUUUCUUUUUUUUUGUUAACUUAAUAAUGAAGUUUAAU
Messenger RNA from Drosophila busckii, 258 nucleotides. RefSeq lists its product as uncharacterized. Gene Ontology annotation, biological process: mitochondrial respiratory chain complex III assembly. NCBI's taxonomy places the organism in Eukaryota, Metazoa, Arthropoda, Insecta, Diptera, Drosophilidae. The record is from RefSeq and is a predicted model, not a curated record. The coding region runs from base 18 to 197 and encodes 59 amino acids. The transcript has a single exon.